GCCGGCCCCGGGGACUGUAGUGUUCCGCCUCCAUCCCUUUCAGCCGAGUCGCGACUGCGACUUUGGCUGUGGUUACUUCUCAGCACUCACUCUCCCUCCCGGCUUGUUAUAACCGCAGACUUUGCAUUAAAAUGCCCAUCCAAGCUCAGGCUUUGGAUUUCCUCCUCCGGACUUCACCGCCUUCACCUUCUCCAGUGGCAGUGAAGCUGCCCAGGGUCCUAGGAAAUCACCUUGCCAACCGCAACUCUGCCUAAUGGGGCACAGGAGUGCUGAGUUAUAGGCACUUGCCUCGCUAAGGGAGGACUGAGUACUGCUGCUCAAGUCUCUUUGGGACCUGCCUAAUCCCUUUCUUGUGGUCCCCCACCAGAACCACAGUGCCUCAGACUUGUGGCAAGCUUUUGUGCUUCAGCUGCCCUGCUUUAAGGUGGAAGACAGAUAUGUCCAAAGCCCCUCAGUAAGUGAUGGAACCAACCAUCAGAACCAAAGCAUCCAGUUCCACAGACACAUGCUUAGCCACUGUGAUGUCCUGUUUCCAUUAAGUAUGCCUCGAGUUCAAGUGGUUAAUCCUAAGUUGACUUAGCAAAACAUCUGAAUCCCGUCUUUAGUGUGAUCUUGUGCUAUUUUGCUGGCAGUUCCACAAUAGCCACCAACUUAGGGACUGCUGAGAGAAGCCAGCUAUCGCUGCCAGAGAAAAUGCAUUCCUGAACCUGACAUCUGGGUCUUGCAGCUGGAGUGAAGGAGGAGACAAAAACGAAGCAGUCCUGAGUGUCAUCAAAGGCAGUUGAUGGUGCCAAGGCUGGGAAGUCUAAGAUAAGGUGCUGGCACAUCUGGCAUCUGGUGCAAUCCUGCCUUCCUGCCUCCUGCUUCAUAGACACCUGUCUUCUUGUUUCUCACAUGGCGUAAGGAGGAACCUGGGCAGGAGGAGAUAAGCCAAUAUAUCUGCCCGUCGAGCCUACAGUUAAAAAUAAUUACAGAGAACAUGGUGAUGCUUCAGAAACUGUCAGAUGCCCUGGUAAUGGCUUUGCAUGCAUAAUCUCACUGAAUUCUCCCUCUAACCCUGUGAGCCAUGGCAGGCCUGUCUUUUGGGAGCUGGAACCACAGAGGAGAAGCAGGCUGUACGAGAGAAAAAGGAGAGAGACACCCUGUACCUUCCCUCCUGUUCUCCAGCCUUCCAGCAGUGUCUCCCACUGGAAGAAUGGCUAUUUAGAGGGCAGGCAGGCACAUAAGCACCCUUGGCCUUGCUCAUUGCUGACGCUGGUGAUCAGGAGUACUGAGGCCCUGCCCGAGCAAGUGUAUGCACAUGCCCACUGCAGGGGAACCAGCAGACUUUCAACAUCACGGGGAGGAUGAGGCUGUUUGCGACUUCACCAAGGCCCAAGGAGGUGGCAAGUGCCAGGCACCACCUGCCAGCGCCCUGUGUCUGCACUCCUCGGCACUGAUCGGCUGUGUCCUAAAGAAAAUGUACCACUAUCCUUGGACAACCAGUGACUUCAUGAACCGACAAGUGACACACAAAUCCUAGCACUGCUGGAAGAGGAAUAUAAUCUAAUUUAUGACCCAGUUUGUGAGGACACGUUAAAACAGAAAGAAAAGAAUAGGCAAGUCAAGAGGCUGAAAAUCUGAAGAAUGUUUCCAAAAGGGAAUCUGGCUGUCACUCGCUGGGUACAGAGGAGCAUGAAGAAGCUAUUUCUAUUACUUUCUCUCUUGCUGUCCCAUGCAGCUCAUUUGGAAGGCAAAAGGGAUAAUCAGUUCAUCUGGAAACCAGGCCCCUGGGGAAGGUGUACAGGAGACUGUGGGCCAGGAGGAGUCCAGACUCGGGCACUGUGGUGUUUCCAUUUUGAAGGGUGGACAAGUCACCUGUCCAACUGUGAUGAGAACAACAGGCCUCCAAAGGAAAGAAGUUGCUUCCGAGUGUGUGACUGGCACAGCGACCUCUUCCAGUGGGAGGUGUCCGACUGGCACCACUGCAUGCUUGUUCCUUCUGCCCAAGGCCAUGCCAAACCCCGGACUGCAGAGUGUGUGACUGCUCAGCACGGGCUGCAGCACAGGACAGUGCGCUGUAUUCAGAAGUUGAACAGAACCAUGGUUGCAAAUGAAAUUUGUGAACACUUUGCCCCCCAGCCCCCCACUGAACAAGCUUGCCUCAUUCCUUGUCCCCGGGAUUGUGUGGUAUCUGAGUUCUCACAAUGGUCCAAGUGUAGCAAAGGAUGUGGGAAGCAAGUGCAACACAGAACUCGUGAGGCCAUUGCCCCCCCUCUCUAUGGAGGGUCGCAGUGCCCCAAUCUGACUGAGUCAAGAACCUGUGAAGUUCCCGUUUCCUGUCCUCUUGGGGAAGAGGAAUAUACUUUUAGCCUUAAAGUUGGACCAUGGAGUAAAUGUAGACUGCCUCCUCUUAAAGAAAUUAACCUAAGUGGAAGAACUGCCCUGGAUUUUAGUUCUGAUUCAAAGGAGCGAGUCACCUUUAGACAUCAAAGUUACAAGCCCCAUCACCACUCCAAGCCCUGGGACAUAGAGAUAGGUUUUCAAACCCGGCAGGUUUGGUGUGCAAGAAGUGACGGAAAAAAUGCUAUGCUAAGCCUUUGCAUGCCAGACUCCUUCCCCUUAACUGUUCAGUCCUGCAUCAUGCCCAAAGACUGUGAAACCACCGAGUGGUCUUCCUGGAGCCCCUGCUCUAAGACGUGCCGUUCAGGAAGUGUCUCGCCAGGAUUUAGGAGCAGAAGCCGGAAUGUGAAGCAUAGUGCUCUUGGUGGUGGAAAGGACUGCCCUGAGCUUCUGGAGAAGGAGGCCUGCGUUGUUGUCGGAGAAUCUUUGCAGUCAUGUCCCAGGUAUUCCUGGAGGACAUCUGAGUGGAAAGAAUGCCAAGUCUCUCUCCUCCUCGAGCAGCAAGACCCCCGCUGGCAUGUGACAGGACCCAUUUGUGGAGGUGGCAUCCAGACCCGGGAGGUUUACUGUGCCCAGAGCGUACCAGAGUCUGCUGCACAGAGGACCAAGGAAGUUUCGAGGCCUGUGGAAAAGACAUUAUGUUUGGGACCUGCACCUCCGGCCUCUCAGCUUUGCAAUAUCCCUUGCUCUACAGACUGCAUCGUGUCUUCCUGGUCAGCCUGGGGCCUGUGCAUUCAUGAAAACUGCCAAGAUCCUCAAGGGAGAAAAGGAUUUAGAAUGAGACAGCGACACAUCCUCAUGGAAUCCACAGGGCCUGAUGGGCAUUGCCCUCAUUUGGUGGAAUCUGUUCCUUGUGAAGAUCCCAUGUGUUACCGAUGGCUGGCAUCUGAGGGGAUCUGUAUUCCUGAUCAUGGAAAAUGUGGCCUGGGACAUCGCAUCCUGAAGGCUGUCUGCCAGAAUCACCAAGGAGAAGAUGUAUCAGGUAUUCUCUGUCCAGCCUCUCCUCCUCCUGAACGGAUGGCUUGUGAAAUCCCCUGCAGAAUGGAUUGUGUGGUAAGCGAGUGGACAGAGUGGUCAUCCUGCUCCCAGUCUUGUUCAAAUAAAAAUUCAGAUGGGAAACAGACCAGGUCAAGGACGAUCCUGGCAUUGUCUGGAGAAGGUGGGAAACCAUGCCCCCCUAGUCAGACCCUCCAAGAACACCGUUCAUGCAAUGACCAUUCCUGUAUGCAGCUUUACUGGGAAACUUCACCUUGGGGCUCCUGUUCUGAAGACACUUUGGUAACUGCCCUUAAUGCAACCAUUGGCUGGAAUGGAGAAGCGACAUGCGGUGUGGGCAUUCAGACAAGGAGGGUCUUCUGUGUUAAGAGUCACAUGGGACAAGUGACUACCAAAAGAUGUCCAGAGUCUACUCGGCCUGAAACAGCGCGCCCUUGUCUUCUUCCAUGCAGAAAAGACUGUAUUGUGACAGCUUUCAGUGAAUGGACACCCUGCCCAAGCUUGUGCCAACCAGGAAAUGCAACAAUAAAACAGUCUCGAUACAGGAUUAUCAUCCAAGAAGCAGCCAAUGGAGGCCAAGAAUGCCCAGAUACCUUAUUUGAAGAGCGAGAGUGUGAAGAUGUGUCAUUGUGUCCCAUGCAUCGGUGGAGGCCACAGAAAUGGAGCCCUUGUAUCUUGGUGCCAGAGUCUGUCAGACAGGGAAUAAUGGGCACCAGCGAAGCUUGUGGAAAGGGGGUACAAACAAGAGCUGUCUUAUGCAUCUCUGAUGAUAACAAGUCAGUAGAGAUGAUGGAAUGCCUCAAGCAGACAAAUGGUAUGCCUCCCCUUGUGCAAGAAUGCACGGUCCCGUGUCGAGAUGACUGUACCUUCACUGCUUGGUCCAAGUUUACACCCUGCUCCACCGAUUGUGAAACAACCCGAAGUAGACGGCGCCAGCUCACAGGGAAGAGCAGGAAGAAGGAGAAAUGCCAAGAUACUGACCUGUACCCUCUGGUGGAAACACAGCCAUGUCCUUGUGAUGAGUUUAUAUCUCAACCUUAUGGAAACUGGUCUGACUGCAUCCUUCCUGAAGGCAGAAGGGAACUUAAGCGAGGAUUACCAGUGCAAAGAGACAGCAAAGAAUGUGGAGAAGGAACACGCUUUCGAGCAAUAGCCUGCUCUGAUAAAAAUGGAAGACCUGUGGACCCCUCCCACUGCAGCAGAUCUGGUUAUAUUCAAGAGGAAUGUAUCAUACCCUGCCCGUUUGAUUGCAAGUUAAGUGAUUGGUCUAGUUGGGGGUCUUGCAGUUCAUCUUGUGGGAUUGGAGUGAGAAUUCGAUCCAAAUGGUUAAAAGAAAAACCCUACAAUGGAGGUCGCCCUUGUCCCAAGCUGGAUCUCAAGAAUCAGGUGCAUGAGGCAGUCCCAUGUUACAGUGUGUGCAGUAGCUACUCCUGGCUGGCGGAACACUGGUCUCCCUGCAAAAUCCACAAUGAGCUGCGGCCCCUGCGCUGUGGAGGAGGAACACAAUCUCGGAAAAUCAGAUGUGUGAGCACUGGGGACAGUGAAGGUAGAACAGUGGAUAAUAGCCUCUGCAACCAGGAUGAAAUUCCACCAGAAACCCAGUCCUGCUCGCUUCUCUGUCCCAGUGAAUGUGUCAUGUCUGAGUGGGGACCUUGGAGUAAAUGCCCACAGUCGUGUGAUCCCCACUCAAUGCAGAGAAGAACACGCCAUCUGCUGAGGCCCUCGCUGAGCUCAAGAAUGUGUGCUGAAGACUCACAGGUGCGGCCUUGCCUCCUCAAUGAAAAUUGCUUCCAGUUCCAGUACAACCUAACAGAGUGGAGCAUGUGCCAGCUCAGUGAAAACGCCACCUGUGGGCAAGGUGUCAGGACUCGCCUUCUGAGUUGUGUGCGCAGUGAUGGCCAGUCAGUCAGCAUGGACCAGUGCGAGCAGAAUAACUUGGAGAAGCCCCAGAAAAUGAGCAUCCAUUGCCUGGUGGAAUGUGUGGUUAACUGUCAGCUCUCGGGGUGGACAGCCUGGACAGAGUGUUCACAGACGUGUGGCCAAGGAGGUCGAAUGAGCCGGACUCGAUUUAUCAUUAUGCCAACCCAAGGAGAAGGACGGCCGUGCCCCACAGAGCUUACCCAGCAGAAAACCUGCCCAGUGACCCCCUGCUACAGCUGGGUCCUUGGCAACUGGUCUGCAUGUAAAUUGGAGGGUGGAGACUGCGGGGAAGGAGUCCAGAUCCGAAGCCUUUCCUGCAUGGUCCACAAUGGCUCCAUCUCCCACACCGCUAUACCUGUAGAUGAUGCACUGUGUGGAGACAUGCCCUUCCAGAAUAGCAUCCUGAAGCAGCCCUGUUCUGUUCCUUGCCCAGGAGACUGCCAUUUAACGAAGUGGUCAGAGUGGAGCACGUGUGAAUUAACCUGCAUUGAUGGAAGAAGCUUUGAGACAAUGGGCCGCCAAUCUAGGUCAAGGACAUUUAUAAUUCAGUCUUUUGAGAACCAAGACAGCUGCCCCCAGCAGGUUCUGGAAACACGCCCUUGUACAGGAGGCAAAUGUUACCACUACACAUGGAAAGCAAGUCUUUGGAACAAUAAUGAACGAACUGUAUGGUGCCAGCGUUCAGAUGGCAUUAAUGUCACAGGAGGCUGCUCCCCUCAAGCACGUCCUGCUGCUAUUCGGCAGUGCAACCCAGCCUGCAGAAAACCUUUCUCCUACUGUACACAGGGUGGAGUCUGUGGUUGUGAGAAGGGUUAUACGGAGAUAUUGAGAUCAAAUGGUUUCCUGGAUUACUGCAUGAAAGUACCUGGCUCAGAGGAUAAAAAAGCUGAUGUGAAAAACCUUUCAGGAAAAAACAGACCCGUGAAUUCAAAAAUACAUGAUAUUUUUAAAGGAUGGUCUCUUCAACCCCUUGAACCAGAUGGCCGAGUAAAAAUUUGGGUUUAUGGCGUUUCAGGUGGCGGUUUUCUUAUCAUGAUUUUCCUAGUAUUUACUUCCUACCUUGUUUGCAAGAAGCCAAAACCACAUCAAAGCACACCUCCCCAACAGAAGCCUCUGACCUUAGCCUACGAUGGAGACUUAGACAUGUAACCUGAAAAAGAAAUCCAAAUGUAGACAUCAACUGCCUUAACCGCUUCUCUUUUGUAGCUCUCAGACUUCUCAGUUUUUUGAGGAAUCUCACAAUGUGAUAUAUUGGGCAGAAUACAAAUAUUGCAAAAGUAAUAUUGCCUCAACUUCAUUUGGACAUGGAGUCAAAGAUUAUUAAUCUGCCAUUUUGCUUUCAAAUUGUUUGUGGGUGUGAGUUUAAGUUUUAGAUUUUUCCCAAGGGACCUGAAAACCCUUCUCUUCCAGUUUGGAAAUGGGAAGAAGAAAACAGGAUGGAAUUCCCACAGACUUGAGGAAACUAUCUUCAGCAGCAUGAUGACAAUCCAGAGGAAAGUCGAAUCAAGGCAUUUACUGUAAAUGACGAGUCUGACACUGCAUUGUUAUGCACUAUAUUAGUGCAAGUCUUUAUCCUUCCCAUACUUCAACACUGAGUUUUCUAGAGUUUACAUUAGUUCAAAGACUUUCAAAUCGGAUUGCCUAUUUUCAUGAACACAGAGAGGAUGGGUAACCAUUUCAGAAAUUCUCUGAGUUUUUACCUUUAAAUAUCGUAUUUUGUUUUAUAGUCCGGGAGUGAUGGCACUUGAUGGGUUGCAUCUAUUAAAAAAAAAAAAAUGGAGUGUAUGUAACUGACUAGAUGAAAGCUACAUGGUUUCUGAAUGAAAUGUGUUUUGAAUGUGAGGGUGUACAAAUGAAAUAGGUGGUUAUGUUGAAUGAGGUAGAUUAUUUGAUUACUAAAACUGUAUUUUAACAAAAACUUAGUCAUGUAGAUAUAGCAUUAACCACACACAGUUGUAAUUCAGUUUAAUGAUGACAAACUCUGCUUUUGUAAUUUCAAUUUUCUUAUCUGGAUAUUUAUAAAUUCUUUUUUUGAAGUUAAUUAUCUGACCUCAUUUAAUAUGCAUCGAACACCAAUCCUGUUUGUAGCAAGUCUUGCUUUUAUAAGGUUUCAAUAUCUGAGACAACACAUUGAAACCAUUUUAUGAAGAUAAUUGUUUAUAACUGUAGAUGUUGAAAGUAAGAAGGUGCCAUCUUGUGGUGACUUGUAUUUAUAACAAAUAAAGUGCU
Talpa occidentalis (Iberian mole) is the source of this 7527-nucleotide messenger RNA. RefSeq names its product thrombospondin type 1 domain containing 7B (gene THSD7B). Lineage: Eukaryota; Metazoa; Chordata; Mammalia; Eulipotyphla; Talpidae. The transcript has 38 exons. The coding region runs from base 1627 to 6447 and encodes 1606 amino acids. Gene Ontology annotation, biological process: actin cytoskeleton organization. Gene Ontology annotation, cellular component: plasma membrane. The record is from RefSeq and is a predicted model, not a curated record.